Molecule: messenger RNA, 1242 nt
Organism: Bacidia gigantensis
Lineage: Eukaryota; Fungi; Ascomycota; Lecanoromycetes; Lecanorales; Ramalinaceae
Exons: 4
Coding region: 1-1242 (413 amino acids)
Biological process (GO): box C/D sno(s)RNA 3'-end processing; rRNA methylation
Cellular component (GO): box C/D methylation guide snoRNP complex; nucleolus; small-subunit processome
Molecular function (GO): histone H2AQ104 methyltransferase activity; rRNA methyltransferase activity; RNA binding
Source: RefSeq, a predicted model, not a curated record
AUGUUCGCACGAUAUUUGUUUAGGCUCAAAGGAGGUCAGAAAGUCGUCGUCGAACCACAUCGUCAUCCUGGCGUCUUCGUUGCCAGAGGCAAAGAGGACAUGCUUGUUACGAAAAAUCUUUGUCCGGGUGAAUCGGUUUACGGAGAAAAACGCAUGUCUGUUGAAGACGCUGCAGAUCACUCUGGAAAGGUGAAUGGAGAAAUUGCUCCUGCUACGAAGACGGAAUAUCGGACGUGGAAUCCAUUCAGAUCAAAAUUGGCAGCCGCUAUCCUAGGUGGUAUCGACGACAUAUACAUGCGGCCUGGAUCCAAGGUUUUGUACUUGGGGGCAGCUUCAGGAACCUCAGUCUCUCACGUCGCAGAUCUGGUAGGACCCACGGGCACAGUCUUUGCUGUGGAGUUCUCCCACCGCUCAGGGAGAGAUCUCAUCAAUAUGGCCACACAUCGUACGAAUGUCAUACCGAUCAUCGAAGAUGCUCGACAUCCUUUACGAUAUCGAAUGUUAGUCGGCAUGGUCGACGUUAUCUUUGCUGAUGUUGCGCAACCUGAUCAAGCACGUAUCGUUGGGUUGAAUGCACAUCUUUACCUAAAAGUUGGAGGGGGAGUCAUCAUAAGCAUAAAGGCGAACUGUAUAGACAGCACAGCACCACCUGAGGCAGUGUUCGCUUCGGAAGUAAAUAAGAUCAAAGCAGAGAGGAUUAAGCCCGCUGUUCAGCUUACACUAGAACCCUUUGAGAGAGCCUUGUCUCUUCGGCAGCCACUCAGCCAACGCAUCAGCAUGGACAACGCAUUUGUCUGGCCCACAGCGUCCUUCGACUCGAUGGCACCCAUGCCCCUGCGCCCCGAAGGACACUAUGACUACGAUUUUGAGGACGCUCCUGCAAUGUCAGCGCCCUUCCCGUCCGAAUCGCCCCCCGACGCAACCAGUUACGUGAACGCGGGGGACAUGGGCUUUGACCAGCUACCGAUGCUACCAUCGACUUCUUCAAUUGAACCAGCCUAUUCACUGAUGGGAGAAGACGAUUUUGCACUAAACGGGCCUGCCCUCUCUUCGAAAGACUACGAUCUGGAUGCUUUCACUGGAUUCGAAACUGCAGGACAAGCGUUUCUUCCAGCACUAUUCUCGGAGCCUACUCACUCGGGCUCUGGUGUUCAAGGCUACACUUACGAACCCUGCGCCGAUACCGUGCUUGGUGGCUUACGCUCUCCCUGCAGCGAGCCUGGAGAGGGCUACCCGAAGUGA